Messenger RNA from Capsicum annuum, 664 nucleotides. RefSeq lists its product as uncharacterized. The coding region runs from base 185 to 490 and encodes 101 amino acids. The record is from RefSeq and is a predicted model, not a curated record. The transcript is spliced from 3 exons. NCBI's taxonomy places the organism in Eukaryota, Viridiplantae, Streptophyta, Magnoliopsida, Solanales, Solanaceae.
AAAUCAGAAUCAUCUCAUAACAACUCAUAUAAAUAUUAUUCUAUACAAAAAUACAGCAAGCAAUGCACUUCUCCUUGUUCUAUAAAAACAUAGUCCCUAACAACACAACUUCUUUCUCUUAAAAAAUCUCUCUUUUACCCCUUAAUAAUUUCUUUAUUUAUUUUUCUUUGUUCAUACUCUGACAAUGGAAUAUCACAAAGAGAAGAAGAGUGGACCAUGGCUAUCAGUGCCACAAUUUGGACAUUGGGACCAAAAGGGUGUCUACCCUGACUAUUCCAUGGAUUUUUCUAAAAUAAGAGAGAAUAGGAAACAAAACAAGGACAUAUCAAGAGCAAGUUUUGGAAAUGAGAAUGAGCUCAUUUUCUCUACAAAAAAGGAUGAAAAUUCUGUUUACUCUCCUCACAGUAAUCAUCAUUAUUACCAUAAGAACCAAUCUCCAUCUAGGAUGAGGAGGAUUUUGAGAUGUUUCAGCUGCUGUGGGAAAGCUUGAUGUUCAUGGAAUUGAUAUCUUCCAACUUCUUUGUAAUGAAAAUGUGGAAUGUGAUUUCUUCCUAAGUUUUAAUUUUGAGUGACACCAUGAAAUAGGAAAAUGUUAUGAAUUUUGAAAUUGUGGUACAUUUGAGAUUUGAUCUCCUUGUAAUUUGAAUUAGUAUAUCUAACUUUC